AUGGAUGGAGAGUCAUCUGAACUUGACGAGAGCAUUGUGAGAUUAAAUCACAGGAAGAAAAAACCGGGUCGGUCCCGCAACAAUCGACGAUUUCAUCCUUAUGGGAGUUCUUAUGUUGAUUCCCCGCUCAAAUUUCUGAGGCGACCUACUGAUCCGAAUGUUCGGUCGCUCUCAGCAGCAGAUUCUGGCAGCGAGGAUCAGCAGGACGAUAGCACGCUUUCUUCUCUUGCGGACAGUGUACUAUUUGAGAGCGACUCGAACGACGGGCCCUCUCAUCUAGACGACCAUAGCGAUACAGCAGAGUCCCACGAGCUGGGGUCUUCUUCCAAUCCCAUCGACCUGGCUAGUCUCCUUAUUAAUUCCCAGACGCCACCUGGCAAGAGCGUCGCCGGCAAGACCGUUUCACGGUUUAAAGUUGCCCCUCAGCCCGAUUUUGGCAAUAAAAAGUCAAAAAGAGGUGGGCCACAGUCUGCGAAAGCUCCGGUCACCCCAAACGUGAUCCAGCCUCGGCAACGCUCUCACUCAGAUCUCAUCAGCCCCAACCCAGCAGAGCCCAAGGCAGCAGCAUCCCGGAAUCACAGCAAUCAAAACCACACAGAUUCUCAAGGCACAAAUCCCCCCAAAGAAAACAAGAUCACACCCCGAGUCCCUCCCCACAACCACCCAAGGACGACCGUUACCAAUAUCUCAUCUCGAUCUGCUCCACAGCAGAAUCGCACCAGCCAACCGGACACUUUACCCCCUAUGACCCCCCAAAAGCGACCCCCAACCCAACCCGUUCCUCACGACCGUCCCACCCAGCAACGCCGGCUCAUGCCCCCCCCUCCCGCAGCACCAUCCACUAUCGGACCCAGCAGCCCAUCUACCCACGUGCCCCGGCCCCCUCAAAACAACCAAAUGGACCUCUCCCUCCAACUCCAAACCGCCCUCUCCACCACCGCCCUCCCCUUCCCCUCCCUCCCCUUCCUAACCCGCCUGGUCCAAUCCCGCAAACCCCCUCCCCCCUUCCCCUCUUUAUUAGCAACCACCCGCGCGAGAAUAUUAUCCUCAGACAUCACCACCGACAUGCUCGACCCAGCCUACAUCAAUUCCCACUCCCUCCCCCCUGAGAUAUCCAACCCUCUCACAAAAUCUGCCACCUUGCCUCACGACGUGGUGGUUCAAGUGUUGGACAUCAUCAACAUCUCCAAGUCAAAGUGGGAGCAAGUGGAGGAGUUGGAAGCCAAGGCUCGGGGGGAGGAGAAGAGGGGGAGGGAGGUUGUCAGGUUACCUACCGCGAGGGGGGAUGGGGAGGUUGAUCAAGGGACGCAGGCGGGAACACAGUUCCAGACGCAGCAAAGGGGAGAAGGGAAAGCAACGCAUAGAAUUCUUUUUCAGGAUCCAAAAGGGGGAAAGAUUUACGGGCUGGAAUUGGUCAGGGUGGAGAAGCUUGGUGUGGGGAAGACGAAUAUGGGGGAGAAGUGGCUAUUGAAAAAGGGAACGAGCGUGAGCAGGGGGGUGGUGAUGCUCGAGCCGGGGAGGUGUGAGUGUUUGGGUGGGAAGGUGGAGGUUUGGAAUCGGGCGUGGAAUGAAGGGCGGUUGGAGAGGUUGAGAGGGGAGGCGACUGGGGAGGGCACUGGUUAGGAUCGGAGUUCAAAAGGGGUGGGGGAGAAAGGGGGGGGUUGUUGGUACUGCAGCUCAGUACAAUGUGUAGUAGCCGUUGAUUUAUAUCCUUUCAAAAGGGGAACUAGGCAUAUCAAGUAUAUUUUGGGGUUUAUCAGCCAUCUAGCUAUCUUUCAAGGUCUAUUAGCUACUUCUAAAAGAAUUUCGAGCAUCUUUAAAGGCUUAUUGACCAUCCUUUGAGGCAUAGUUUAGGGUACUAUCAUACGUCAGCUUACCUUGCAGUGCCAGUUACUUUUUGUCCACAGCGUAGCGAGGUCAUUGUUUUGCUGAGGGUGUAGCAUCGAAAGAGUGAAGAGUAAGGUGAAAGUGAAGGAGAGUGAUAUGGGAGGCACUGAUGGCUGCUGAACCUGCGGUUGCUGCAGCUCCGCCCCUCCACCUCCUUCAGCUCCUCCUCCAACUGUCCCUUGAGGACAUCCCUCAAGAAAGCCCUCUCCGAAUUACUGUGAAACACACUGAUCACCGCCUUCCCCUCCAUGACAAGCUUGAGCGCAGGAUGGUGCGACAUCUCGCCGGUAACAAUCAGAUCAGCGUCCUUGACACCGGCCAGUACGCUCUCCCCGCUCCCUGGGCAGACAGCCACUGUCUUGACCAUGAACUGCCCUUCUGAUUUGGGGCGGGCGACCAUGACGUGUUUUAGGCCGCCGAGGCCUUUGGCGUAGAGUUUUACUAGUUCUCCAAGGCCGGCUGGUUUGGAGAGUUGGACUUUUCGGCCGUAACCAGCGCCGGCGAAUUUCUCGGGGAGGGAGGAGGCGUCGACUGGGGUUACGGUGGAGAUGGUGGUGGUGCGGUCUGGGAGGGAGGAGAGCAUCUGGGCGAGCCAGUCGGCCAUGCCGCCUGGGGCGGCGUCGAUUGCUGUAUGGGGGGAGUAAACGGCGAUGUUGUGUUGGGCCAGCAGCAAAAUAAUGCGCUGUUGGGGGUCGGCCAGGGUGAUGGACUUGAGGCCGCGGAAGAUGAAAGGGUGGUAGGAGACUAUUACAGAGGCUUUGCGGGAAAUGGCCUCUUGGGCG
Molecule: messenger RNA, 2669 nt
Organism: Podospora pseudocomata
Lineage: Eukaryota; Fungi; Ascomycota; Sordariomycetes; Sordariales; Podosporaceae
Exons: 3
Coding region: 1-1623 (540 amino acids)
Source: RefSeq, a predicted model, not a curated record